Coturnix japonica (Japanese quail) is the source of this 6187-nucleotide messenger RNA. RefSeq names its product UBA domain containing 1 (gene UBAC1). Gene Ontology annotation, cellular component: ubiquitin ligase complex. Gene Ontology annotation, molecular function: protein binding. NCBI's taxonomy places the organism in Eukaryota, Metazoa, Chordata, Aves, Galliformes, Phasianidae. The record is from RefSeq and is a predicted model, not a curated record.
CACUCACUUCCGCUUCCGGCCUCCCCCCCUUCCCUCAGCGCAGCGCCGGGCCCAGCCGUGCCGGUGUCGCGGGGUCCCCGCAGCUCCCACGGGCUGUUCGACUCCCGGGUCACCUUCAUGGGCCGGCGGUAGCGAGGAGGGGCCCGGGGCCGUGCUGAGGCGUCGGCGGGGCUGGGAGGAGCGGGAUAGACGGAGAUGUUCGUGCAGGAGGAGAAGAUCUUCGCGGGGAAGGUGCUGAGGCUGCAGGUGUGCACCAUGGAGGGCAACGAGUGGCUGGAGGAGGUGCCCGAGGACACCACGGUGGAGAAGCUGAAGGAGCGAUGCCUGAAGCACUGUGUACCAGGGAGCCUGGAGGAUCCAAAAACUGUGACACAUCAUAAGUUGAUACAUGCUACUUCUGAGAAGGUGCUAACAGAUACAAAAACAGUGUUGGAGGAAAACAUUCAAGACAGAGAUGUCUUGCUCUUAAUAAAGAAACGUGCACCACCUCCGCUCCCCAAAAUGGCAGAUGUGUCUGCAGAGGAGAAAAGGAAACAAGAGCAGAAAGCUCCCGAUAAGGAUGCUAUUCUCAAAGCAACUGCAAAUCUGCCCUCUCGCAAUGCAGAUCGCACUGUGGCCCAGCACAACAUGAGGGAUUUCCAGACAGAGCUCCGGAAGAUCUUAGUUUCCCUCAUUGAAGUUGCACAGAAGUUGCUAGCACUGAACCCCGACGCAGUUGAACUAUUUAAGAAGGCAAAUGCCAUGCUGGAUGAGGAUGAGGAAGACAGAGUGGAUGAGAUAGCUCUGCGGCAACUUACAGAAAUGGGGUUUCCAGAGAGCAGAGCUGUCAAAGCCCUUCGAUUAAAUCAUAUGUCAGUGACACAGGCCAUGGAGUGGUUGAUAGAACAUGCAGAUGACCCUGCAGUGGAUGCUCCGCUGCCAGGUCAGACUCCAUCUGAAGCAGCAGCUGAAGCUGGUGCAUCCUCUGCUGAAGCAACUGCAGGUCCGAGUUCAGAAGCAGGUGGGGAAGAAGCCAAAGAUGAGCUGACUGAAAUAUUUAAGAAGAUACGAAGGAAAAGAGAGUUUCGCCCAGAUCCGCGGGCUGUCAUCGCCCUAAUGGAGAUGGGAUUUGAUGAAAAAGAAGUGGUAGAUGCACUCAGAGUAAACAACAACCAGCAAAAUGCAGCCUGCGAAUGGCUGCUGGGAGACAGAAAGCCUUCUCCAGAGGACUUAGAUAAGGGAAUUGACACAAACAGCCCUCUCUUCCAAGCCAUCUUAGAAAACCCAGUGGUACAGUUAGGGUUAACCAACCCUAAAACUCUACUAGCCUUUGAAGAUAUGCUUGAAAACCCCUUGAACAGCACUCAGUGGAUGAACGAUCCAGAAACUGGGCCUGUCAUGCUACAGAUCUCUCGAAUCUUCCAGACGCUGAAUCGCACGUAGAGGGGAAUGCCAGACCACUGUGCCACUUCCUGCUGUCCCUUGUGUCACCUUCUCAAUGGGGAGGGUGCAUGGAUUGUUUGGGGAGGGGGGGAGGGAUGCUGUCUGAGUAGGGGUCUCACACGAGAGCUUAUGUAGUUAUGGCCAGCUGAAGUUAAUUGCCUUGUGAAUUUAGUGUUAGUGGAAGAGGUUUGAAGACUUGUGUAUGUUUUCAGGUGUUAGGUUAAAAAUAAAGUAUAUCAAAAAAAUAGGAAAAGGUUUUGUGAAAACAAUUAAGAAUCUGCUCGUCAGAAAGAAAUAUGAUAUUGCUUGUUAAAAAAAGGCCCGUGACAGUAGUUUUCUAGCCAGUUUUACUAGCACCUGGCUAGUGUUUACAAAAGGUCACUGACCACUAGCAUAGGACAUUAAUCAUCUCCAUGCAGUAUUAAUUUAUGGCUAUAUCAAAUUAUGAAAUGCUUUUUAAAAUUGAUUCUUAGGAACUAUUUUUUAAAAGUCCAAAUACUGGGAGAGCGAGCACAUUUCUAUCCAGGCUUGUUCGUCUUGCAUUAUAAUUCAAAGAGAAUAAUUCAUAGAUGGAAUUCAUUUAAUAAAUAGCAUUACUUUUUCCUAUUUAUUUUCUGCGUUAGUGUUCUUCCAGUCCGAUGGUAGUUACACUUCUCAGAGGUUGUCAGCUAUGUUAGAGAUGCAGUAUCUCCUUCACGGCAGGACUUUACACCACCACUUGGAUUCUCCAGCAGGCUGCAGUUCAUAAGGUCACCCUAUGCCAUAUCUUAGUGCAGGAGGGAUAUCUUCACAUGGUGGGUUGUGAGGUUUUUUUCCAUCUUUCUGUGCACGGUUUUGCAAAGGGGAGCUUGUAUUGUUGACUGUUUCAAACUGUUUACAAAAUAGCAACUCAUUUGCAUGGGUUUUCCCUGAAUGGUGAUCUGCAAAGAAGCAGAAACACUUUGGGUUUUAUAUAUUGUUUUUAACGUACUUAAAAGCACGCUCGAAACUAAUUGCUUUGAGAUAGAAAUGGUUAUCCUUGACUCUUUCUCUUUGGAAAUAUCAAGAAAGUCAGGCUGUGUCACUCCUAGUUUUGUUGGAAGGCUGACUGGAGGUUUCAGGCAGGUGCCAUGAGCUCUUAAGAAAAGAACUCACUGGUGAAUAUUCAGUUGGAUUCUUGUGAUUGGACCGUGCAGGCUUUUGUUUCCAAGGUAGUGAAACACAGCUGACAUCUGUCACAAUCCCUGCUGCUGCUUGUGUUUCAUAGCCUUUUCUUUUUGAAAGGUGUCUGUCAAAUAGAUCCCGACUAGCUCUGCCAAGUUCCUUUCUAAGUGUAUGUUUUUACAUAGCUGUGUUUUGGUUUUAGAAAGGAAAAUGCUACAAGAUGCAACCUGAAACUCUAUGACAAGUUUUAGCCUGAACUUGGCACCUCAUCUGUGCUAUUGUGCAGUCGAGGCACUGAAGUUGCCAAUUUCUCAUAAUUAAUAUGAAGGGUGGGGAAACAAAACAGCUUUUAGAGAUUUUUAUCUUGACUAACUAUCCCAGAAUUUUUUGUUGUUGUUACCUGUAGUUUCAUGUUAAGCUUUACAGUUCACAACUGCUGAAAUAUUGAACUUUUUGUGUUUAGCAAUUCCAGGGUUUAUAGAGGUGUUGGGUCAGAUUGGUUGUUCCAACACCCAGCUGCUCCUGGGACUGUCUGCUGCCACUGACAAGGCAAUGUGGGUGAUGAAUUUGAGCAGGCUUUCCAAUCUUCACACGGUUGAAGCUGAAUGCUGUCUGACCUCCUUCACAGGUGCAGAGUGGCUCCUUCAAAACAUGAAGCUUCUGCUACUUGUGCAUUUCUGCAGAGUGUGGUACUGCCAGGAUCUGCUGCUGAACUUGUUGUCUCUGUGUCAGUUUGGUAGGAGUGGUAAAAGUUAUCAGAGCAAUACUCCAUUGGUGUGCCAGAACAGUCAGAGCCACUGCCGGCUUCUAAGGAAGAAAGGUAUGAGUAAAACAAGGCAUGCAUGUGUAAUAGAUGAAGGUACGGAUGCCAGGGUUCAACAACAUAACUUAGAGCUGUAGCAGCAAUUAGAAACUGUAUGGAUAAAGGAAUGCUGCAUCUUUAAAAUGCGUGAAGGCUUGAGAAUAUGUGGUUGUUUCUGGCUUUGCUUAUUUCAGAGCUCAAAGCUGAUGUAGCUGAAGUGUUGGAGAGGUUAAGUUUCCCAUGGCCAGCCUCUGAAAGAGGCCAGAAUUGAGGAGGUGUGAUGUUUGCAGCAAGGCUUAAGAGUUGAACUAAAUGAAACCAAAACUGCCCUUAAGGUUGGACAAACCCUUUGAGGAGCUGAUCAAGACACCAGUAUUGUUCUGUGGGUAUGAAUUAAUAGCAGACUUAGGGAGCUGUGUGUCCCUGUGGCACCUGGGUGUGUUGCUGCUUGACUAGUUACCGGUGGGAGGAUGGAUGCUAAGUUCAUUAUGCUUGCAGAAGCAUUGAUUUAUCCCAAUUUUUACCAAACCUGCAAAAAUCUUGAAUGAUCAGUGCUUGUGAAUCAGAAUAUGUGUAGUCAAGUCUCCAGGCCAGAGGAGUCUCUGUGUUAAGAAAGCUUCCUGGGCAGAAACCUUCCUUUUCCGUGGCCAAAGGUUAACAGGCUGAUGGAUCUGCUCUGUAAGAAAGGGAGAGGUCCCUGAGCAUAUUGGAAUAUAAGUUUUUGUUUUAAUAAAAAGUUAAUUUUGUGAAGAAAUACUCCUGGGAGUAAGGAUUUACUACUCCUGGGAAUAAGGAUUUACAGGUUCAGGUCCUGUGUUUGCAUCUCUGGUGUUCACGCUGUGACUAGUAAAGAUAUGCCAUAUGUAAGUGUCUCAUAAUAUGGCCAAAGGAACAUUUGGAAGCCUGUGAAAUCGAGAAGUAAGGAAAUGAAGCAGGAGGUGGUUCUUGCAAUGCAGUGUGUGUUCCUUAUAACUCUUGUAGCUCUUUGCCCUAUCCAUUGAUCAAGACAAUCUUCUGCCUUUUGAUAUUCCACGACUCUUGAAAUCUAGCUAGCUAUUUAUUUAAAUGUAUAUAAUUUAUAAUUUUGUCAUCAAAACACUGAUUUUUUUUUUUAAUAGAGAUGUACUAUAUGGAAGUUUGUUCUCAGGGCUUCGUCUUCAUACUCAGUGGGGGGGUGCACUUAAAGGGAUGUAUUCAGAUGAAAUGCCAGCAGCCACUUUGCAGCUUGGACCUCGGUUAGUUGUAACCUGUGAGACUGAGAUGGCAUAACGCUCCUGUUAAACCUCUAGGUACAGUCCAAAGAAAAUGCCAUUCUUUUCUCUCUGUGUGAGCAGUGACAUGAGUCUUCCUUUAGGACUGCUGCAUCACUGCAUGGGAAUGGCUGCACCAGAUUAUCCACCCCUUUCACAGUCUGAUCUUUACCACCAUUUCAAGGACACCUCUAGAGAUGGAUGUUCAUAUCCAAGACACUCGGGGGGUUAUGGUAAUCCUUUGUAGUUGAGACUGUUAGUUCCAUUUGACAUUCAGCAGUUCACACGCUGAGGACCUCGAAUAUAUUUUGCAAGUUGUUUAAAUAAGCAUUGCACCAAAUGAAUGUAUUAUAACACUGUCAGCAGAUGUUGCCUGUGGGCGAGAUAUGGAGGUUCCCAGUGACUUCAGCAGAAAUUUUCUUGAAGUAGAGUGAGUGUUUCAUCCAAAGUUAUCCCCCAUUUUUCUACUUUCAGUAAGUAGCGUUUUAAUUAACUGUCAGAAUAGCAGCACUUGGAGUUGGGUCUUUCCAUCUAGUUGUAAGUCAUUGUGCUUUGAGGCAUAAGCAGACCACUGACUGUGUCCUCUCCUCUGGGACAAUUGUUUUGCUGUCAGAAUUAGGACAGGUUGGCAAGCAGUGUACAUUGUGUCUAUGUGAAUGUGUUCUCAUGGAGGUUGUUCUCAGCUGUGUCCUGAUAUCUAAGUAUAACAAAAGGGGGUUUGAAGGGCCUCUUUCCCUAAAGAUCUUCGAUGCAGAUCCCGUUUGCAGCAUGUGAACUUCAGUGAAUACAGAUGCAUUCAAUUCUUUCUGAAUUUAAAUAGAGUUUUAUAUCAUGUUCUGGGGAGAGGGAAGAAGUUGAAUCAUGUUUUAAAUGUAGCCCCACCAAACAAAGGGUCUUUGCAGUGGAUAUCAGAGGCCUGUAGAGAUCCUUCAUUUGCAAGUUUUUAUCAUAGUUUAACAGCCUGUACAAGAAUGUGAUUUGCCAUUCUGCCCUUAACCACAAAGCAGCACCAGUAAAACUCUUCUGCAAGGUACUGACUUGAGCGUUUUUCAUUUCACCCAUGUAUAAAACCAUGAGAUAUGGCAUCUGAUAAGUUUUACAUGAAGCUGACACUGGUGUGUGGCAUGCACAGCUGUUUCUAAGAUGUAACGUUACUUUUCUGAAGCUUAACUAGGGCGGACAUCACUGAGCCUGUGGAAUUCGGGGUUCAUUCUGGACACGCUGAUGUGGGUCAUUGACUUCUCCGUGGCUGAGGAGCCCAGCAGCAGCUUUGCUUCAAUACAGAGCCCUUCAAACAGCAAGUAAGAAUUGCUACUGACUUGGUUUUCAUCUGAAUGUUUGCUGUUGUCUAUUGAAAUAUUAGAGGUUAUUGAGGUCAAUAGCUAAGCCAGACCUGUUCAGAUUGGAACAGUUAUGUACCUUUAGCACGUGGAGAAGUCAUACCCAUGAGCAAGACUAGAAUGAAUGCUGAGUCUUUAAGCCUGCUCACACAUACACACUAAAGACACUGAUGUUAUGUGUGCUGUAAAUUUAUAAUAUAACUUAAAAAUAAAGGUUUUUUGAUUUAUUA